Aspergillus pseudotamarii is the source of this 551-nucleotide messenger RNA. Its product is annotated as mitochondrial 37S ribosomal protein mS37. The coding region runs from base 123 to 428 and encodes 101 amino acids. Gene Ontology annotation, cellular component: mitochondrial small ribosomal subunit. Lineage: Eukaryota; Fungi; Ascomycota; Eurotiomycetes; Eurotiales; Aspergillaceae. Gene Ontology annotation, molecular function: structural constituent of ribosome. The record is from RefSeq and is a predicted model, not a curated record. Gene Ontology annotation, biological process: mitochondrial translation. The transcript is spliced from 3 exons.
CAGAGCCCCAGACUAUACAUUGACCUGCACCGGCGCUAUUGGUGGCAUUGCGCUCUAUCCGAUUAAUUAAUUUGGAUUCACUGAGUGGUAGAAGUUCAGAGAGCACCAGAAACACCGUCAAUAUGCCCCCGAAAGGUGCCACGACUCGUCUCAACCCGGUCCGUCUGCAGACCAUCCCUCACCUUCGAGUCCGUCGUCCGAAUCAGCAUGAACAGAACCCCUGUGUGACAGUCAUGUCAUCGAUGCUGAGUUGCUGGGCAUCGGCUGGAUAUACCGCGGAGGGAUGCGCGGCCCUUGAGCAGCAAUUGAGGCAAUGCAUGGACGCACCUAAACCGAAGAGCAACAAGAAGAACACCAUCAAUUACCAUCUCAUGAGAAUGUACCCCAAGGUCGUCGGUCCCAAGAAGAGGGAGGGUACUCUUGGUUAAGAAUUCUUUGGCUGCAAUGUUUGUUGAUAUCUCGAAGCGUCGCGCAUCAUACCAGUUAUUCGAUGGUAGCAAGCAAGGUUUUUAUAUUGGUUGCUGGGGCCCCGGGAUGGGUGAUAAGCGUGG